Messenger RNA from Myodes glareolus (Bank vole), 2378 nucleotides. Lineage: Eukaryota; Metazoa; Chordata; Mammalia; Rodentia; Cricetidae. The record is from RefSeq and is a predicted model, not a curated record.
AGGCCUUUGGGGACGACCUAGACCAGGCGUAGGGCUCCCGUCCUGGACCAACCGAACUCAGAGGCCCGCGGAAGGUUCUGGAUCGCCAAGAAGGAAUCUGGGUGCAAAAACCAGCUCCUUGCGUGAGGAGGAGGCUUCCAGACACUUCGGGGCCCCGGGAUUCAGACAGGGGCGGGGCUGCGUGGCGCACGCGGCGUCGGGGCGGGGCCGGCGCUGGCCAAGAUGGAGACGAAUGUGUUCCGGUUUCGAGAUGCCCGCGCCGCUCCGGAUCCGGUGCUGGAGGCCGAGCCGGUGGCUUUCGGCUCGCAGCCGGUUCCGCUGGUGCUGGACAACGGAUCAUUCCAGGCUCGUGCCGGGUGGGCGUGCCCCGGGCCGGAUCCGGGCCCCGAGCCGCGCCUACUGCCUGGAGUGGGCGGGGCGCGCGGCGGGCCGGGGCCGCAGGUGGGCAACGCGCUGGGCAGCCUGGAGCCGCUGCGUUGGAUGCUGCGCUCUCCCUUCGACCGCAACGUGCCGGUCAACCUGGAGCUGCAGGAACUGCUGCUGGACUACAGCUUCCAGCAUCUGGGCGUCUCCUCGCAGGGCUGCGUUGAUCAUCCCAUAGUUUUGACAGAGGCCGUGUGCAACCCGCUCUAUUCGCGCCAAAUGAUGUCGGAGCUCCUUUUUGAGUGCUACAGGAUCCCGAAGGUUGCCUAUGGGAUAGACAGCCUCUUCAGCUUCUACCACAACAUGCCCAAGAAUGCUCUUUCCAAUGGCCUCAUCAUUUCAUCCGGCUACCAGUGUACACACAUUUUACCUGUCUUGGAAGGAAGACUAGAUGCCAAAAACUGCAAGCGCAUCAAUCUCGGAGGAAGUCAGGCGGCCAGCUACUUGCAGCGGCUCCUCCAGCUGAAGUACCCAGGGCACCUGGCAGCCAUCACCCUCAGCCGCAUGGAGGAGAUCCUACAGGAGCAUAGCUACAUUGCUGAGGACUACGGGGCAGAAUUGCAGAAGUGGCGGUGUCCUGAUUACUAUGAGAACAAUGUCCACAAGAUGCAGCUUCCGUUCUCCAGCAAGCUCCUGGGCAGCACACUGACGGCUGAGGAGAAGCAGGAGCGGCGGCAGCAGCAGCUGCGACGGCUGCAAGAGCUCAAUGCCCGGCGUCGGGAGGAGAAGCUGCAGCUGGAUCAGGAGCGGCUGGAGCGGCUGCUGUAUGUGCAGGAGCUCCUAGAGGACGGCCAGAUGGACCAGUUCCACAAAGCUCUGAUAGAGCUGAACAUGGACUCCCCAGAAGAACUGCAGUCCUACAUACAGAAGCUCACCGUGGCAGUGGAGCAGGCUAAGCAGAAAAUCCUUCAGGCAGAAGCCAGCCUCGAGGUGGAUGUGGUGGACAGCAAGCCAGAGACCCCUGACCUGGAGCAGCUGGAGCCCUCCCUGGAGGAUGUGGAGAGUAUCAAUGACUUCGAGCCCUUGUUCUCAGAGGAAGCGCCCGAAGUAGAGAAGCCAGUCACCACGGUCCAGCCCGUGUUUAACUUGGCAGCGUAUCAUCAGCUCUUCGUUGGGACAGAGAGGAUUCGUGCUCCGGAGAUCAUUUUCCAGCCAUCUCUCAUAGGAGAAGAGCAGGCGGGGAUUGCAGAGACCCUUCAUUACGUCCUGGACAGGUACCCAAAGGCUGUUCAGGAUACCCUGGUCCAGAACGUUUUCCUCACUGGUGGGAACGUGAUGUAUCCAGGCAUGAAGGCCAGAAUGGAGAAGGAGCUGCUGGAGAUGAGGCCCUUCCAGUCCUCCUUCCAGGUUCAGCUUGCCUCGAACCCAGUGCUGGAUGCCUGGUACGGUGCCCGUGACUGGGCCUUGGAUCACCUGGAAGACAGUGGAGCCUGGGUCACCAGGAAGGACUAUGAAGAAAAGGGGGGCGAGUACCUCAAGGAGCAUUGUGCCUCCAACACCUACGUCCCCAUCCGCCUGCCUAAACAAGCCUCACGUGCCUCAGAGACCCAGGCUUCUGGGAGAGGCUCUGGGGCCAGUGGAAGUGGAGCUGGUGAACAGGCCUAGCAGAGGGGUAGCAGAGGGGACUCCACGAUGGCUGUGUGCUCCACGCAGGACAUCAGCACUAUCUGGGCAAGGACAGUGCCCCACUUCACUGCCUGGGCCCACCAGCUUUGUUUGGCCACUGACUGGAUUUCUCCUGGGAGCACAGCAGAGGACAGCAGGUGAUCUCCCUCAGUGAAGGACGGAGUGGCCUCUGGACAGUGGCCUCUGGCCUGAGAACCUCAGGCAAGCUGUGGUACUGGUUUCCUCAACGGUGCAGGAAGAUGGCUGGAGACUAGAAGUGGACGGGCACAAGGUGUUUCUCUCGGCACGUGAAAAACAUUUGUUGUUUUCUAAAAAACGCUCUGAAGUUA